CGUUGAAGCUGAAUCGAGGACGAGCAUAGCAAGCUGAGCUGAGCCGAGCGGAGCCGAGAGUCGCAAUCGUUGAGCAGCCCCCAGACAUUCUGGAAACAACAAGGAAGGUGGGGAGAACGAACUUUCCUCCUCUUGCUCUUCUACCGGUGGAUGCAAGUCGCCUGCGGCGGAGAGGUGUAGGAGGCGAGCGGGAACGACUUCCGAGGCACCCCCACGCUCGAGAAGUUCAUCGUUUUUCUUCGUUGGGGAGUGCCGAAUAGUUUGCAUUUUCUGAAUCUUGUCGAGAAUCAAUUCCGUUCAAACGUUUCUUAAAGGCGUUGGUUUUGUUCGUCUAAUAUUUGGUGACGAACUGUUCUCUUUGCAGCAGAGUUUAGAUUAGAGCCAUGUCGUUCUUCCGCGGCAUUUCUACACUGUCGAAGCUCCGAUCGCAAAUUGCGCAACGUUCAAAUUACGAUCGGUUGGUUCGAUUGCUUCAGACACAGAGUGCUUCUGAACUUGACCUUCAUGCUCAGUUGAAGGAGCUUAUCCCAGAGCAGCAGGAGCGCCUGAAGAAACUGAAAUCUGAACAUGGAAAAGUCCAAUUAGGAAGUAUUACAGUGGAAAUGGCAAUUGGUGGAAUGAGAGGGAUGACAGGACUAUUGUGGGAACCUUCACUACUUGAUCCCGAAGAGGGUAUUCGUUUUAGGGGUCUUUCUAUUCCUGAAUGUCAGAAAGUGUUACCUUCUGCAGUCCCUGGUGGUGAGCCAUUGCCAGAAGGUUUGCUAUGGCUUCUCUUAACUGGAAAGGUACCAACAAAGGAACAAGCAGAUGCAUUAUCCAAAGACUUGCAGAACCGUGCUGUCAUUCCAGAUCAUGUUUAUAAAGCUAUUGAUGCUCUUCCCGUAUCUGCGCAUCCCAUGACACAGUUCGUGACAGGUGUUAUGGCUUUGCAGGUUCAAAGUGAAUUUCAGAAGGCAUAUGAAAAUGGACUUGCAAAGUCCAAAUUCUGGGAACCCACCUAUCAAGAUUGCCUUAACUUGAUUGCUCAAGUUCCAAUUGUAGCUUCCUAUGUAUAUAGAAGGAUAUACAAAGGUGGACAAGUCAUACCUGUCGAUAAAUCAUUAGAUUAUGGUGCCAAUUUUUCACACAUGCUGGGUUUUGAUAGUCCAAAAAUGCAAGAACUGAUCAGGCUAUAUAUCACCAUUCACAGUGAUCAUGAAGGUGGAAAUGUUAGUGCUCAUACUGCUCAUCUGGUAGCUAGUGCCCUCUCAGAUCCAUACCUUGCCUUUGCAGCUUGUCUUAAUGGCUUAGCUGGGCCACUCCAUGGCUUGGCUAAUCAGGAAGUAUUGUUAUGGAUCAAAUCAAUAGUUGAACAACAUGGAGAAAAUAUAUCAAAAGAGCAAUUGACAGAAUACGUGUGGAAAACAUUAAAUAGUGGCAAGGUUGUUCCAGGAUAUGGACAUGGUGUUUUGCGCAAGACUGAUCCAAGAUAUACAUGCCAAAGAGAGUUCGCUUUGAAGCACUUGCCUAAUGAUCCACUCUUUCAACUGGUUUCUAAUCUAUAUGAAGUUGUGCCACCAAUACUAACUCAGCUUGGGAAGGUAAAAAAUCCUUGGCCUAAUGUUGAUGCACAUAGUGGAGUACUUCUCAGUCAUUAUGGUUUAUCUGAAGCGAGAUACUACACAGUUCUGUUUGGUGUCUCAAGAAGCUUAGGAGUUUGUUCCCAGUUGAUUUGGGACCGCGCUCUAGGCUUACCAAUUGAAAGGCCAAAAAGUGUGACAAUGGACUGGCUUGAACGCUUCUGCAAGAAAGCUGCUUAAAGCAAUUGCAAACAAGUUAUUUAUUCCCUUUGAUAAUUUGAUAAUAAAAGAAAGGCAUUGUGCUUGCAAUUAGAAAUUGCAGGUCAAUUUAAUGUAUUUUUCUGCUUUAUUAGGAACAUGUUCACUACUGCAUUGCAGAUUUUUCUCAAAGAUGUCUGCCUUGGAAAUUUUGUAGGAAACUGAUAAAGUCAGUUUUCAUCUGAUGUACUGUUCUACUUUGCUUUGCCAUCUUUCGAAGCUUAUCUUUCUUGCUGGGU
This is a messenger RNA of Nymphaea colorata (pocket water lily), 2056 nucleotides long. RefSeq names its product citrate synthase 4, mitochondrial-like. The record is from RefSeq and is a predicted model, not a curated record. Bases 384 to 1799 code for a protein of 471 amino acids. Gene Ontology annotation, cellular component: mitochondrial matrix. The transcript has 20 exons. NCBI's taxonomy places the organism in Eukaryota, Viridiplantae, Streptophyta, Magnoliopsida, Nymphaeales, Nymphaeaceae. Gene Ontology annotation, biological process: carbohydrate metabolic process; citrate metabolic process; tricarboxylic acid cycle.